Molecule: messenger RNA, 3399 nt
Organism: Acanthocheilonema viteae
Lineage: Eukaryota; Metazoa; Nematoda; Chromadorea; Rhabditida; Onchocercidae
Source: the annotation of a GenBank genome assembly
AUGAGGGUGCAUCGAGCAUCUACGAUGCUGCUUGGCUCGUUAGAUGUCAAAGCAAAAACAGCCCAGAUUUUCCAUCAACUUAUGCUUUCCAAAGCUUUGAUUGCUCAAGAGCACAAAGGAUUGUAUUCGAUACUUCCUAUUGUGAUUGAAAUUGAACUGAAUGCCAUUGGCGCGCAUAAAAUCAGUAUGCCAGUAUUGGGUGCGAAAGAAAUGUGGCAAAAAGCUGGUCGAUGGAAUGUUUUCGAAUCAGAAAUGUUUCAUUUGAGUGAUAAAACGAAUCAAGCUUUCUGUCUUCAACCAACUCAUGAAGAAAUGGUAACAAAAUUGGUUGCUGAACAAGGUAAAUUAAGACAAACUAUUUAUCCAUUAAUGCUUUAUCAGACGGGGCCAAAAUUUCGUGACGAGACUGUUGUUGGACAUGGACUCCUUCGUAGUAGAGAAUUUUUGAUGAAUGACCUGUAUUCCUUUGAUGUAACAGCAGAGAAUGCCUCGUAUACUUACAAUCUUGUCAGUGAAGCGUACCGACGAAUAUUUCGUGAUCGUCUUGGCAUUAAUUUUUAUAUUGUUCGAGCCGAUGCUGGAAACAUUGGUGGGGACAUAUCACACGAGUAUCAUUUACCAUGUGAGACAGGCCGCGAUAGUAUUGCUUACUGCGCAAAAUGUAGUUUAGGUGUAAAUCAUGAUUUGUUAAAACGUGGUGAAAAGCCUUGCUGCUGCAGUGAGGAAUGUAUUUCGACUGUUGAAACGAUUGAAAUAGCUCAUACAUUUCAAUUAGGGGACUUAUUCACAAAAAAGUUUGGGGCAAAACAUAAUGGACAGUCAUUGAUAAUGAACUGUUUUGGAAUCGGCAUUGGACGUAUGAUAGCAGCCUUAAUUAACUCAAUGUCAUCCAGUACCAGAGCUCUUCGUUUACCGUAUGCACUGACACCAUUUAAAGUGGCCGUUAUUCUACCAAACAAAACUCAAACCAAAACGAUGGCAUUUGCUCAAGAUGUUAUUGAUAGUCUCAAUCAGAUAUCAUCUCUACAAGAUGACAUUUUUGUUGACGAUCGAUUGGAUAAUUCAAUUGGAAGGCGACUACUUGCAGCUGCAAAUUUAGGUAUUCCUCACAUACUGGUAAUUGGAAAUCAGACUGCUCGGACGUUGACUAGCAAUCCAACUGUGGAAUAUUAUAAAACAGAAGCUUAUAGUGAUGAACCGAUCAGUGUUGGAGAUGUUGAAUACGCUGAAAUUUCAAGAAUAAUUGCAAACUUACUUGUUCUAUUGGCUUGGAUGCAUUAUGGCUUUGAAUUAUUCUCAUCGGCUAAGGGAGUACGCUUCUCAUCCAUAAUCAAAAUUUUUUGGGAAAGAUUGCGUAUGAACAGGCCAUCGUCGAUGCUUACUAUUUCGAAUAAAGUUCGAGGAAUUACUGUUCUUACGGAUAAUGAGAAAAAAUUGUUCAGCAAAGAAAUCACUUUACCGAUUGUAGUUGUACCGCCGAAAAUUAUCAAUCGACUAAUUGGAUGCAAGGAAAUAACAAAUAAGACAGUAGAACGAUUUUGUAGUAAAAUUAAGCCUGUCAUUGAUAUGUCAGACGAAAACAAGAAAGCCAUUGUAUUUAAUCCCGAAAAAAUGGAUGACAAUACAAGAAAUGUUGUUUUGAAAACUAUAGAAAACUUAACGGGAGUUAUAACCAGAUUUGAUUCUUACAAUGUGGUCUUGAAUUAUGAUGAUUGGCCUGUGAAAUCAUGUAUUACUGCAGUUUUGCCGAAGGGACUCGAGUUCAGGACGGUUGUUAACAAGUUGGAUGCAAUCGGCCAUAAAUAUCGUACAUUUGAACUUGAUUUGCUAGCUGGUGAAGAACAUUACAAGACUGAGGUCCAUGAGGAAAAACUUCGUUACCAGUUAGAUUUUAGUCAGGUAUUUUAUAAUCCAAGAUUGAGCACAGAACAUAAAAGAAUAGUGCGAAAAAUUGGUAAACAAUCAAUUUUUUAUGAUUGCUGUGCUGGGAUCGGACCUUUUGUUUUACCGGUGGUAAGAAAUGGUGCUCAUCACGUUUUAGCAAAUGAUCUAAAUCCGAAUUGUAUUGAUUAUCUCAAGCAAAACAUGGAGCUCAAUCAUUUAUCAUUCGAGCGGUUAAAAUUAUAUAAUAUGGAUGCAGCCAUAUUUAUCAAAACUGUUCUUGCAGAUGACCUAGCGAGUGAAGCAGAAAAAUACAAUAUAUCUGAUUCUAAAAAUAAGGCUCCCACAGAUGCACACGUUGUAAUGAAUUUGCCAGGCAUGUCCUUACAGUUCCUUCCUUAUUUUCGAGGAUGUCUACGUGAUAAACCCAAUUUGUCAGACAUUACCCUUCCAUUUCCGUUCUACGUGCAUUGCCAUUUUUUUGUGAAAGCACCGGAUGAUCUGGAAGAUAACUGGUACUUCAGUGAAGCGCAAAAUUUGAUACGCAAGAGUCUUGGUGUCUCGAAGUUAAAUUUCACUGAAGUGCGUCUUGUUCGAAAUGUUGCUGGGCGUAAGAAGAUGUUUUGUGCCACAUUUCAAUUGCCUGACGAAUUUCUGUUUUCUUCUGAUACCCAGAAAUUGGGAGUUGAAGAAGCCAACAGUAAGGAACCGAAAGAAAUAAAAGAAUGCAGCGAUAAGAGCAGUAAUAAUGAGCGAAGUUGUGCUCAACGAACAGUUUGUGAAAUACGGAUUGAGGAAUUAGAACCUCAGCUAAAGAAAAACAAAUUUCGGAUUGAUCGUGUGAUGUAUUUUGGUCCCGAGUUAGCUUGCUUAGAAUGGCUAAUGGAAUGCGGCUCUACUGAGGUUAUAAUGAGUGAUGGAACAUCAAUCACCUGCAGAGCAGACAUGCGUCGUUAUAUCAGUGAUUUUGGUUUCAAUAUUAGAAGCAUUCCGAUUCCUACGAUUUCCUUUAAAUGGAGCCCAGUGUUGCCGACAAUUAGUACGAAAAAACUUGAUGCGAUUUAUGAAAUGCGAUGGGCUAAGAAGCCGAAUACAUAUGUUGUUAAGGUCGAUGCGACUGAUUCAGCUGUUGGUGAUUCAGGCUUCCAGUACUUCAAAGAAUGCCGACAAAUAGAAAUCUUGAAAUUGAAUUUUUGUGACUUCUUCACUGAUAGAGCAAUUGAACAUCUUGUUUCGGGGCGACCUUCACGAACUUUGAGGAACAUUGAGAUUGUCGCAAAUCCUUACAUCAGCGAUAAUUUCAUCAAAGGGAUUAAACGAAUACGCGGAUUACAGCGAGCGCAUUUUUAUUUUCUGCCAUGCGUAGCAAAACAAGCAAGUGCAGUACAAAGUUUAAAAGCCACUUUGCCAUGUUGUAGAGUUAGUUUUCCAGAGCUAAAAGAAGUCGGUUAUGGAUAUGGUUGUAGUGUCGAGGAUAACAAUGUAAGUGUCCAUAAAACCGAAGCAGCAAGCAGAUAA